AUGAAAACGUCUGUUCCAGAGGUUUUGCUCCGUAUUUGCGCCUUAAUUUCCGCGAAAAUCAAACAAGACCUGCUUUUACACCGCAAAAAUCGUUUAAAGGAUAUGUUAAAUCAACGCAGGUGGAAGUGUGAUGAUCGAUCCUCUCUUUCUUCAUUUGCUUAUUUCUGUCUCCUGCGUGCCUGGUUUUAUUUAGACGAUGCCUCCGACUUUCACGGCCUGCUGCUUGAGAAGGUCUACUCAAACCUAGUUGAACGUUGGAGAAAUGACAUGGCGGUCUCCUCAUUUGCCUUGGAAGUCCUCUCGGGCCUGUCACAGAGUUGCAUCACUCGACCUAACCCUGAUGCCUGCAACUUCCCAACACCCAGCGGUUUAGACUCUACCGACGCACGUCUCACUGAACGACACCUGGUGGAGAUGCUCGCCAGGCGCAAGACGCAAGAUAAGUCAAGACGACAGGCCCCUACCAGCCCUCACCACCGAUUCCGUUAUUUCUGGGACAAUGCCUCCCUGCUGAUGGGUAUUUUGGAGGAGCCCACUAAUGGUACCGCGACUGCUGGGUCCACCGACCCCGGCACCAACAGAAAUGGUGCGGUGCCACAGUCGUUCGUCGAUCCGCCCAGUGUACUGAUUGUCCUGCGGGGAGACAGUUUUGGGCCUCAGGUGUGGUCCUGCAAGCCGCGUUUUCUACCACGUACUCCGCCAAAUUCACUUCCUGCCGUCAACUCCGCGGCAGUAUCGCAGGAAAAAACGCUGCUUCAGCCUCCCGUUUCCUUCUUAGAGUCGGUCUACGCUGUAGAUGCACCUGUGCGGCGCUUCUCAAUCAAGCCGUCAGAGUCCCUCUUUAUGCCGCGUUCUAAGCACAACAUUCCUCUCGUGCAAGCAGACAAAGUCAUACCCUCGUUGGAGGGAAUCUGUCCCGUGGGCACCAGGGCCCGCUCCGAGGUGGACCUCCUAAAGUCCUUCAUAAACAAGGAGGUUGAACGUGAUGCCGCUAUCCACCGCAAGAUUAAAGAGCGUCGCCGCAAGAAUACCAUCGUCUACAAGUGUGAUCCGCAAAAGACUGUGACAAACUCCACAUCCGCUCACACACUCCUCUCGCAUCUCGGUUAUGUCCCAGUGAACCGUCUUCUUUCUGCGCCGUCAUACCGAAGAUCUGUCACUAUGCCCACCGUCAACUCCGCCAACCAGGCAGUCCCCAAUCCGAAUCCGUCUGGUUCAGCACUCCGGGUUCCAGACCUCCUGUGUGAUCUAACUCCCAUAGCAUCGGAGGCGUCAGACUUUCGGGGUCGCCUGGACACUUUUGAUUGCGCCAUUUUGCGCACUACGAGCACAUUACUGAUUUUUUAUGUGCGCAAGGGUCAAACAACCCUCAGCAGCGUGAUCGGCAAUAUGGCAUCCUGGUCGCAAUUUCCAAAGCAGUUCGCAUCUUUCGUUCGGUCCCUUGGCUGGCCAGUUGAUUGUAGCAAACACUACGGCUGGGCAGCAAAUGUAUCCAGCAAAACGCAUGUGGAUAAUGGCCGUAUCUCGAGUUUCGAUUACGCAAACUCGGGCAGUGCCAAACGCGUAUCUCCACCGGAUGGUUCCGACUACCUUAUGUACUGGGCAGAUGUGGCUGUGGAAUUUGCUGCCGUCUGUCCGUCAAACAGGACCGAAUUCCGAUCAGUUCAAGCUCUACUGUGGCUGGAACGUUGGGAUGACGCCCUAUGGAGCACUGGUGAUCGAAACCUUCUCCAAGUGUCCAUUUGUGACCAAUUCGCCUGCACUGACCUUAUUCUUGUGCACCCCCUGCAGAAUGGCCUCUUCCGUAUCGGAAUUGUAUCGGAAGCAGCUUUCGAGGCGGGACCCUUAUUCACAGGUCUGGUGGCCAGCCCUCGCUGUUUGGGUAACUUGGUCCGCUCAACAGUAGUCAACAUUGCGCGUCGACGCCAACUCAUUUCCGACUCCCUCCAGCCGUCACCGGUCCGUCGCCUGAAUCGGUUUAAGGAGAUUGCUUGCAAUGUUACUGCUGUCCCCGAGGGAAUUUCCAUCGCCCCACCUGUUAUACCUAAUUCUGUCCGCGCAUCUCAUGCUGUGUCAACUGUCGAAUUAAUUCGCUGGUCGACCGAGUGA
This is a messenger RNA of Dibothriocephalus latus, 2109 nucleotides long. The record is from the annotation of a GenBank genome assembly. Lineage: Eukaryota; Metazoa; Platyhelminthes; Cestoda; Diphyllobothriidea; Diphyllobothriidae.